Messenger RNA from Paramuricea clavata, 1242 nucleotides. The record is from the annotation of a GenBank genome assembly. Lineage: Eukaryota; Metazoa; Cnidaria; Anthozoa; Malacalcyonacea; Plexauridae.
AUGGGUGUCAUGACAGCUUUCCUACAAGGUGAACUAGACGAAGUAAUUUUUAUGAAGCCACCCGAAGGUUACGUAGAUCAAGAAAGGCCUGAUCAUGUGUGCAAGCUAAAUUAUUUCUAUGGCCUAAAACAAGCUGCACGAUGUUGGAAUUCUGCUAUUGACACUUUCCUGAUAUCAAAUGGGUACACAAAGUCGAAUGCAGAUCCAUGUAUAUACAUCAAGUCCAUCAAGCGCAAGAAUUGAAAGAUUGACUUUGUUAUACUAGCUCUGUACGUUGAUGAUAUCUUGUGUUUUUCUAACAACAUAGAAAUGCUGAAGAAAGAGAAAGAAGCACUAGCUAAAAGAUUCCAAGUAGAAGAUAUGGGAGAAGUAAGUUAUGUUCUUGGUAUGUCUGUGAAGCGAAAUCGUGAAGCAAGGACACUUACUAUUAACCAGCCAAAGUACUUGGAAGGAGUACUGAAGAGAUUUGGAAUGCAGGAGUGUAAACCUGUUUCAACACCAUUGGAACCAGGGAGGAAAUUUGAAUCAUUAUCAGAGAAUGAUACACCAAUUGAUGUUCGAGAGUAUCAGAUGGCAAUAGGUUGUUUAACGUAUGGAACUACUGCUACACGUCCAGACUUAGCUGCUGCAGUCGGAAUUCUUUAAAAGUAUAUGGCUGCACCUGGAAAAGAUCAUUGGCAGGGAGUAAAAAGAGUUCUACGAUAUAUCAAAGGGACAUUUAAUUCUGGUCUCACGUUUACUGCUCAUGGUAAUAAUCCUGUAUUGUAUGGUUAUGCUGAUGCUGACUGGGGAGGCAAUGUCGAAACUCGACGUUCUACAUCUGGAUAUGUGUUCCAGAUACAGAACAACACGAUUAGUUGGUUCAGUAAAAGGCAAGCAUCCGUUUCAAGAUCAACAACAGAAGCAGAAUACAUUGCCUUGAGUACUGCAUGUCAAGAAGCAGUUUGGCUCAGAAGAUUACUUUCUGAUAUUGGUUUGAAGCAAGAUGUUCCAUCGACAAUCUUCGAGAACAAUCAAGGGGCGAAUGAACUCUCUAAGAAUCCAAAAUUUCACAAUCGCACUAAACAUAUUGACGUGUCUUUUCAUUUUAUAAGAGAACAAGUCAAUCGUAAUAUAGUUUGUGUCAAGUAUUGUCGAACUGAGAAUAUGCUAGCUGAUGUAAUGACAAAAGCUUUACCAAAGGUAUAUUUUGAAAGGUUUAGAGACAUGAUGGGAGAUAAAAGACAUUGUAUGAUCAAAUGA